This is a messenger RNA of Ostrea edulis (European flat oyster), 583 nucleotides long. RefSeq lists its product as uncharacterized. The record is from RefSeq and is a predicted model, not a curated record. The transcript is spliced from 3 exons. The coding region runs from base 75 to 530 and encodes 151 amino acids. Lineage: Eukaryota; Metazoa; Mollusca; Bivalvia; Ostreida; Ostreidae.
AUCUAAGCUUGGGCUUCCAUAUUUUGUCAUCUUCACAAGUCAAGGGUUAUUAAUUCGUUACCUCGAAGCAUAAAAUGCGUCGUGAAUGUCUUACAACAGAUGACGUCAUCUCUACUCCCUCCCUAAAUGUGACCAGGCCCUGGAGAGCUUUAAUGACUCUACCAGAGGAGACAAUCCUGGAAAUGCUAGUAAAGGUCACCAAUUUAGAGUAUGAUUUGGAAGAAAUGACAAAGGAGGCUGAAUAUCUAAAGGGGACAAGGAACAUCCAGGUGGCUGUAUGCAAACUUUCAAAAAUGCCCUGGGAGAAGACUUUGAAUAAGUUUUGGACUAAUGAGGAUGAGGCAGAGGAAGAGCUCAGGCAGUUUAUAGGAUGUGAAAUGAGAUGUCCUUGGAGAGAGGCUGCGACAAUUCACGGAGAGCAAAGAAAAAUACCCAGGGUAGAAAUCAACACCCAUGGUUUUCCAGGUGGAACCCCUGGCAUUUUUGAAGGCCGGGAGAGUGGAAAACACUGUCGACAUAACAGUUUUUAAUGAGGAAAUGGUAAGUAAGAUGGAACAUAUAAUCAUCAUAUAAUGAUAUUGUU